AUGGAAGACAACACAGCUCAGCAAUCAUUCAGGCUCCCCACGGACCCAGUCUAUGGGUUCGUCGGGAUUGGCGUGAUGGGAUAUGGGAUGGCAAUGAACCUCCGCACCAAAAUCCCUGAGAAUGCCAGGUUCGUGCUCUGUGAGAUCAACAAGACAAGGAGGCAGCAAUUCAUCGAGGAAUGCAAGGCUUCUGUGGAAGUGGCGAAUUCGCCGUGCGAGGUCGCUGAGAAGGCUGACAUUAUAAUAACCAUGCUCCCACGAGCACCACACGUCCACGACGCUUUCACGAAUCCCCAGACAGGAUUCAUAUCUGGACUAUCGUCCUCGCUGGGCCCCCGUCUAUUCCUGGAAUGUUCUAGCAUCGACGUCGCGACAUCAACAUCUCUCGCCAAAAAGGUCGCCUCCACAGGACUCGGCCUCUUUGUUGAUGCUCCCGUUUCUGGAGGUCCCCAAGGCUCCAAUGCGGGCACCUUGACCUUCAUGGUUGGGACGCCCAACGAGCAGAUUUUCGACGUCGUCAAGCCAAUUCUAGCAAUGAUGGGUAAGGAGGACAAUAUCUACCAAUGUGGAGGAUUAGGUGCCGGGCUCGCAACGAAGCAGUUGAAUAACUAUCUGGGUUAUGUCGGGUAUUUGGGCCUCUGUGAAGUGAUGAACGCCGGGAUGCUGUACGGUCUUGACCCAAAGAUUCUAUCAAAUGUCAUCAACGCUUCAUCAGGCAUGAACUGGAACUCCCUCCACCACAACCCGGUCAAAGGGGUAAACCCGGCCGCAUCAUCCGCGCGAGAUUUCAAAGGCGGCUUCACGACCGAGUUGGCCGGCGGCGUCAUUGAUGAUGCAGUGGCACUCAUGGAUUCCGUCGGCGCCAGCACCGUCCUCGCCGGUGCGGUUCAAAAGGUCUUUGUCGAGGCGAGAAAGAACGACAAGUGUAAGGGCAUGGAGGCGAGGAGCGUGUGGAAGCUGUUCGCCGAGGAUGGUGGGAGCGAUGUUCGGAAGCUUUAA
Molecule: messenger RNA, 999 nt
Organism: Fonsecaea multimorphosa CBS 102226
Lineage: Eukaryota; Fungi; Ascomycota; Eurotiomycetes; Chaetothyriales; Herpotrichiellaceae
Exons: 4
Coding region: 1-999 (332 amino acids)
Biological process (GO): L-valine catabolic process
Cellular component (GO): mitochondrion
Molecular function (GO): 3-hydroxyisobutyrate dehydrogenase activity; NAD binding; NADP binding
Source: RefSeq, a predicted model, not a curated record